Molecule: messenger RNA, 1098 nt
Organism: Pseudopodoces humilis (Tibetan ground-tit)
Lineage: Eukaryota; Metazoa; Chordata; Aves; Passeriformes; Paridae
Source: RefSeq, a predicted model, not a curated record
AUGGCCGCGGCCCCCGCGCCCCUGCUCGCGGGGCGGCGCCGAGCGGGACGCCAGGCGGAGGGCGCCCGCCGACACCGGGGCCACGGGACCAGCAUGGAGCAGGGUGGCCGCCGCCGAGCCUUCGGCAGCAUCUGCCCCAACACGGUCCAGGGCCCGCCAGCCCGCCUAGCCAAGAAGCCGGCCCGGCCCGGCGGGGGCACGGCGUGGACGCCCCCGGCCGCCCUGAGCCCCCGAGCUCCCCCGCCCCGUCCGCGCCUCAGCGGCGCCUCGCCGGCCCCCGCCGCGCCCGCCCUCGAUGUAUCCACCUUGAUGCCACCACCACUGGACUGUACUGAUUAUGAUUUCUCACUUGGUGAGGAGGUGGCUUUUGGCCCCAGCACCCCGCAGCUGCAGAGUAGUGUGCUGGUGCAGGUGCCCCCACAGCACCUGUCUUCUCCUGAGCCCUGCUGGAGGGACUUGGCAGACCAGCGCCAGAAAGCAUUGGGAGACGCCCUGGAAGCAAACAGCCAGCUGCAGGAGACCCUCACACAGAGGCAGGAAGAGCUGGUGACACUGCGAGAGAGCAACGUGCAGCUGAAGGAGCUGGCAAGUCAGGCCAGGCAGCUGGCAGCUGUCCUUGACACGCUGAUGCUCCCGCAAAGCGCCGAAGGGACAGCCCUUCCUCCUCCUCCUCCUCUUCAUCCUUUACCUUCUCCUCCCGCCGCCGCCCCGGCCGGGACCGGCCAGGAGGAUGCGGAGGGCGUGGACGCCAUGCUGCGGGCUGUGUCGGAGAAGUGCCGCGCCGCCCUGCGAAGCCUGGGGGGCAGCGCGGGGGACAGGCCAGGGGGCAGCCCCGGGGACACCCCGGAACACAGCCCGGGAGGCAGCCCCACAGCCAAGCGCCCGCGGCCGGGCCCGCGGCUGCACGGCGCCUUCCGCGGGCUGCGCACCGGCCGCGCCGCCCCGCGCCCGGUCGGCAGGGAGCUGGAGGGGGGCGGCAGCCUACGGGCUGCCCUGGGGGAAGCGGGAGCCAUCCGCACCCUGGCCUUCCCGCAGGGAAACGCCUUCACCCUCCGCACCGCCGCCGGCGGGCACCGCUUCCGAUGGGUGCCGCGCUGA